CACUAUGACGAAAGGCAUCCAAGGUUACUCCUGCGGAAGAGUUAGUAAACAUUAUGAAGCAAAAUGCAGAGUUUCGGAGGGAAAAAGCUUCUAAAAAACCAGUAGAGUUGGAUAACUCGGACAUUUUCUAUUUGAGCAUGUCAAAAGCGGAUAAAAAAUUGCCCGAAAUACAUCAGGCAAGAAUAAAAAUGGAACUGUGUAGGCUAGUGACGGAGGCCCAAAUUAAAAACGCUCAAUCUCGAACGAACUCUACUCCUGAGAAUAAUUUGACCGAACUCGCCUCUACUCGUUCUACCCCAGUUCAAUCCUCGUCGUACAGCCCCUCAUUUUCUACAUUACUCAGUACACAUGAUUAUAACGAAUUCUUACCAGAGUGUUCUUCUGCCGCAAUGUGGCGUUCAUAG
Brassicogethes aeneus is the source of this 404-nucleotide messenger RNA. The record is from the annotation of a GenBank genome assembly. Lineage: Eukaryota; Metazoa; Arthropoda; Insecta; Coleoptera; Nitidulidae.